AUGCAUAUUGUCGUGGUUUUUGCUGAGAAAACUUGGUAUGAUUAUUACGAUUUCGAUUACGGCUAUAACAAUAAGACCUCCUAUGGAUGGCUCUUGAUUCCAGCAAUCAUCGCAAUAGGUGUCGGUAUUUGGUGGAUAUAUAAGAAGAAGUCAGCCAAUGAAACGGCGAACACUAUUGUUGUUGCAAAACCAGUUGAAGCUGGAGCAUCAGCAGUGGUACCACCACCUCAAGCAAUUCCAGCAGUACAAGCUCCACAGCCUUCCUUGACUUGA
Messenger RNA from Caenorhabditis remanei, 273 nucleotides. RefSeq lists its product as uncharacterized. The record is from RefSeq and is a predicted model, not a curated record. The transcript is spliced from 2 exons. NCBI's taxonomy places the organism in Eukaryota, Metazoa, Nematoda, Chromadorea, Rhabditida, Rhabditidae. Bases 1 to 273 code for a protein of 90 amino acids.